AUGAGUCGUGUCAGUGUCGCCGUGAUCGGUCCAACCGGUAUUACCAUGCUCAAGCAGCUGCUUCAAGACGGAUUCAACGCUACAUUAUUCGAAAGACGAAGUCAAGUUGGCGGGCUAUGGGCCUACGACGCAAAGCAUGGUUGGACGUCAGCUUUGGAGACCACUAGCGCAAACAUUAGCAAAUACACAUGCGGAUUUACGGAUUAUCCCAUACCAGACAAGUAUCCGGUCCAUCUGAGUACAUGGGACUUUCAAGAAUUUAUGCAAGGCUACGCCGAACACUUUGGCCUUUUGAAACACAUCACAUUUGAUACAAGCGUCAAGGUUGUUAAUCGUAACAAGGAGAACAGCGGAUGGGAUGUCCAAGUUGAGAAUGUUGAGAGUGGACAAACAGACACACACCAUUUCGACAAGGUUGCCUUUUGCCAUGGCUAUCAAACAAUGAGGAAGAUGCCGGUCUUUCCUGGACAGCAGGAAUAUGAAGGAGACAUUAUGCACGCCCAGCAAUAUCGAAGUCCUGAACUCUUCAAAGAUAAGACAGUGGUGAUCCUCGGUCUAGCCACCACAACAGACGAGAUCGCACCUCAAGUCGUAUCGGUAGCCAAAAAGGUUUACGUUUCCCACAGAAGCGGACAAAUAAUCGUCAAGCGUUUUCGAAAAGGAACACCGGCCGAUCUCUUAGUCUCAUGGAGACGCCGCGUGAUAAGUCAGUGGAUCGCAAGAAAGUUUCCAAAUGCGUGGAGAUUCUUGGCAAACAUGGUAGCCAAGCUAUUAUCAUCACAAAUGGCCGGCAUGAAGCUAGACCCAGCGUGGCGCCUCAAAGACUUUAAAGAUCUGACAUUGAGUCUGCCAGGACUCAUCGAGCAUAUUCUCCCACUUCUGAAAGAUGGAACCGUGACGAGUUUACACGGAAUCAAGCGGUUUGUAGGGGGGAAGUCAAUUGAGUUUGACGAUGGAACGGUACUUGACGACGUUGAUAGCGUCAUCUUCACUACUGGCUAUCAAAGCGACUUUUCACUGGCGCCAUUUGUCGAGAAGAGUAUCCCAAAGUCGCCAAACUACGGAGGUCCUGCUAUUCAUCGUCUGUACAUGAACGUCUUCCCACCAAAAUAUGCAGACAGUUGCGCUAUGCUCUGUUACUCAGCGUAUGGUAAAAACAAUGGCUUUUCUUUCAGCGAUGUCAUGAACAUGGCUAUUUCCAACAUAUGGCGUGGAGUAAGUGACCUACCUUCAAAGCAGGACAUGGAAGAAUGGGUCAACGAUCAUCACGAAUGGCUAGCUUCAAAUUGGGCACGAGAACCAACUGUAGAUCUAAGCAUGGUCAAACAGUAUGAAUUCCAGCCAUGGAUGCAUAAAAAAGCAGGGACUGGAAUGGAGAAUCUCGGCUGGGGACGAGCAGGUUGGAAGUUCUGGUGGGAGGAUCGAAAGAUGUACAAUUUGAUGAAUCACGGUGUUGAGACAGCGCAUAUGUUUCGGUAUUUCAACACGGGCAAGAGAAGUACAUGGGAUGGGGCGAGGGAUGAGAUUAUACGACAGAAUAGGAUCGUGAAGGAGUCAUUCGGAGGGAAACAUAACAAGUCGAGAAGCGAGUAG
Molecule: messenger RNA, 1593 nt
Organism: Fusarium poae
Lineage: Eukaryota; Fungi; Ascomycota; Sordariomycetes; Hypocreales; Nectriaceae
Exons: 4
Coding region: 1-1593 (530 amino acids)
Molecular function (GO): flavin adenine dinucleotide binding; N,N-dimethylaniline monooxygenase activity; NADP binding
Source: RefSeq, a predicted model, not a curated record